Messenger RNA from Hemibagrus wyckioides, 831 nucleotides. RefSeq names its product TP53 regulating kinase (gene tp53rk). Gene Ontology annotation, molecular function: ATP binding; protein serine/threonine kinase activity. The record is from RefSeq and is a predicted model, not a curated record. The transcript has 2 exons. Bases 43 to 756 code for a protein of 237 amino acids. Lineage: Eukaryota; Metazoa; Chordata; Actinopteri; Siluriformes; Bagridae. Gene Ontology annotation, cellular component: nucleus; cytosol; EKC/KEOPS complex. Gene Ontology annotation, biological process: protein phosphorylation.
ACUUUAUUUUGUCCCGGAAGUGAAGAAGAGAAGAGAAGUGUCAUGGCGGAGGCGGAUGGGGUGAGCGCGCGGGCAGUGCUGCCGUAUCUGCGCGAGGCCGAGCUGAUUAAACAGGGCGCGGAGGCGCGCGUGUACCGGGUCCGGUUUUUAGGGAAGAGUGCCAUAGUGAAGGAGCGGUUCCCCAAACGGUACCGGCACCACGUGCUGGACGAGAAGCUCACGCGCCGCCGGACGGCUCAAGAGAUCCGGUCCAUCCUGCGCUGCCGGAAAGCGGGUAUCGCAGCUCCGGUCGUCUACUUCGUGGAUCUCAGCACCAGCUGCAUUUUCCUGGAGGAGAUCACCGACUCCAUCACGGUGCGCGAGCACAUCGCAGCCGCUCAGGCUUCGGGACGGUCCACCGAGUCCCUGCACGGCCUCGCCGAGAAGACGGGCCGAAUCCUGGCCAAGAUGCACGACGAGGACGUGAUCCACGGAGACCUGACCACCUCCAACAUGCUGCUGAAGUCGGAGAGUUCCGGAGACCUCGCGCUGCUGCUGAUCGACUUCGGCCUGAGCUUCGUCUCCGCCCUACCCGAGGAUAAAGGCGUGGACCUGUACGUGCUGGAGAAGGCAUUUCUCAGCACACACCCCAACACAGAGACUCUGUUCCAGAAGGUUCUGCAGAGUUACACCGCUGCGUCCAAAAAAGCUCCGGCGGUGAUUAAAAAACUGGACGAGGUCAGGCUCCGGGGCAGGAAACGGUCCAUGGUGGGAUGAAGGAGAGAAAAAUCUAACCAGCAAUAAAGUCAUGUGACCGCUUUUGUAAAUAAAGCUCUCUUUUUUGAAUGUUGA